Lachancea fermentati is the source of this 873-nucleotide messenger RNA. Lineage: Eukaryota; Fungi; Ascomycota; Saccharomycetes; Saccharomycetales; Saccharomycetaceae. The record is from the annotation of a GenBank genome assembly.
AUGUCGUCGGAUUCUAUUGAUCAAGUAUUCGAAAAAGCUAUUUCUACCAUUCACACUCUUUCCUCGCUAAAGGGCUUCAAUUCGCUACCACGACCUCCUGCUCACAUAAGAAUAGAGUUGUAUGCGCUCUACAAACAGUCAACCGAGGGGGACGUGGAGUCCGUGCUAACGCAACCGGCAGGAGAUCCUCAUUCACCUGACUACAAUGUUGCAUUGAGGAAAUGGGAUGCCUGGAAGACAAAGGAAGGGCUAAGUAAAACAGAAGCGAAGAAGGAGUAUAUUCAAUUGUUGAUCACCACAAUGAAGUCGUACGCAAUGGGCACUAUUGCUGCCCGCGAACUUCUAGCAGAUCUCGAGUUUCUCUGGUGGCAGGUUACGAAUGACCCAACUGAAAUUGUAGAUGAGAGUAGCAGCAUGAUGAUGGCUAUUCAAGAUGAGUUACAAGAUGCUAAAUCGCUUCGGCUGCGCAAGGAAAUAUAUGAAACACUGAGUAGUUUAAAUGAAAUCAAACCGCGUGCACUGCAAAAUGGCGUUCCAGAACACCGGAAAGCAGAUAAGUCUGGGAGUGCGAGGCAAGAUACGAUAAAAGCUUUGCUAGCCAUAGCCGUCUCAAUAAUAAAGUGGGCACUGCUAUUUGUCAAACGAGUUGUUCUCAGUAGCAUUGUUAUGUUGGGAGUUUUGGCCGCGGCAAAAAAUUACGGCCAUGUUUCAACACUAUCUUUGGACUUUCAUACCCGGUCUUCCGUGGAUGAAAAACCCAAGGGCGCCACAAGCAUGUUGACAAGAUUUUUAGGUCCAUUAUGGUUCUCUAUUAGAAUUAUUAACAAAUACGGAGGAUUAAAAAUUAAGAGAAUUACGAUGAAUAUUGAAUAG